AUGGACUCUACUGAACUCGAGGCCCUCGACCCAGUCUACGUCGCAGAGACACUCUCCAAACCACCCUUCGUCCAGAUCUCGGGCGUCGCCAACGUGCGCGACCUCGGCUCCUAUCCCUCUUCCACUCCCGGCAAGAUGAUCAAACCGGGAUACGCAUUUCGCGCGGCAGAAAUAUCCUCAGUCACGCCAGAAGGCAUUGAACAGAUGAAAGCACUCGGUAUCACCAUCAUCUUCGACCUCCGCUCCGACCCAGAGAUGAAGAAAUACAACACCCCAAUACCAACCAUCGAUGGCAUAGACGUGCUGCACAACCCCGUGUUCAAGACGGCGGACUACAGCCCAGAGACAAUGGCCGAGCGGUAUGAUCUGUAUGCCUUGGCGACCACAGAUGCAUUCAUGAAACUCUACUCCCAAAUCCUCAACAAAGGCGGAGCCUCCUUCAACCGCAUCUUCAGACACAUCCUCUCAAACCCCGACUCCCCCUUCAUAUUCCACUGCACCGCUGGCAAAGACCGCACAGGCAUCGUCGCAGCCCUCAUACUAAAGCUAUGCGGCGUGAGCGAUGACGCCAUAGCGCACGACUAUGCCCUCACUCGCGUCGGCCGCGAACCGGACCGCGAAAAAGUCCUCAAGCGCCUGUCCAAUGAACCGCGCUUCGCGUCAGACUCAAGGGCAGCUCUUCGUAUGCUCUCGUCACGAGACGAGACGAUGCGCGCGUUCCUCGCCAUGUUAGAGCGCGACUACGGCGGCGUCGAGGCAUACCUCGAGAAGACGGUCGGCCUCCCCCCAGACGAGAUCAACACGAUAAGGGAGAAUCUGCUAGUCCAGGCAAGUCCUGAA
Messenger RNA from Coniophora puteana RWD-64-598 SS2, 840 nucleotides. RefSeq lists its product as uncharacterized. The record is from RefSeq and is a predicted model, not a curated record. Gene Ontology annotation, biological process: dephosphorylation. Gene Ontology annotation, molecular function: phosphoprotein phosphatase activity. The annotation marks the transcript as partial. The transcript is spliced from 7 exons. NCBI's taxonomy places the organism in Eukaryota, Fungi, Basidiomycota, Agaricomycetes, Boletales, Coniophoraceae.